GAAGCGGGCAGAUGAGUGUUGUGGACAAGUAGCUAGCUGUUCAACAAAGUUAAAGAAGGAGUUUAUGGUUCAGUGACUCCAUACCUGGAGAGGUGACAGUUCUCAAACUGCACCGAAAGACAUGAGCGACAAUAAAGAAGUCAGUUUUGAUCCUAAAGAGCACCAGCACCUGCGUUAUAAUCCUCUGCGGGACACCUGGGUCCUGGUGUCGGCCCACCGUAUGAAGAGACCCUGGGCAGGUCAGGUAGAAAAACCUUCUGAGGAACACGUACCCAGACAUGACCCCAGCAACCCACUCUGUCCCGGGAACACACGUGCAAAUGGAGAGGUAAAUCCUGACUACGACAGCACUUUUCUUUUUGAAAAUGACUUCCCUGCUCUACAGCCAGAUGCUCCUGACCCUGGUAAAUGUUCAGAUCAACAUCCACUCUUCCAAUCUAAGGCUGCCAGGGGUGUCUGUAAGGUCAUGUGUUUCCACCCCUGGUCUGACGUCACCCUCCCUCUCAUGAAAAAGCAAGAGGUUGUCAAGGUGAUUGACAAGUGGGCAGAGCUCGUUGAGGAACUAGGCGCCACGUACCCCUGGGUUCAGAUCUUUGAGAAUAAAGGAGCUAUGAUGGGCUGUUCAAAUCCACACCCUCACUGUCAGGUGUGGGCCAGCAACUUCCUGCCUAAUGAGCCGGCUCUGUCAGACCGCUGCCAGAGAGCCUACUAUCAGAAACAUGGAGAACCGCUGCUGCUUCAAUACGCCAGACAAGAAGCUGAGAAAAAGGAGCGGGUGGUGGUAGAGAGUUCUGAUUGGCUGGCGGUGGUUCCAUACUGGGCGACAUGGCCCUACCAGACGCUGUUGUUGCCGCGGCGACAUGUCCUCAGGAUCAAUGACCUGACAACAGAGGAAAGGGGGGGUCUGGCUGACAUUAUGAAGCGAUUGCUGACCAAGUACGACAACCUGUUUGAAAUCUCUUUCCCUUACUCCAUGGGCUGGCACGGAGCCCCCACCGGCCCCAGUUUAAAGGAAGACAACUCUCAUUGGCAGCUGCACGCUCACUACUACCCUCCCCUGCUGCGUUCAGCCACAGUGAAGAAGUUCAUGGUGGGGUACGAAAUGCUCGCCCAGGACCAAAGGGACCUCACCCCUGAACAGGCUGCUGAGAAGCUAAGGAACCUACCAGAGGAGCACUUUAAAACCAGAGGACACCUUGAAAAAGGAGGAGGGGAAGACAAAGAAGAUAGUGGAAAAUGAAAAAGACCCAUGUGACGGUGAAGAGGAGGAAUCAUAGCUUUAUUUGAACUACAGUGGACUUUGAUCUAUAACUUGUUUUGUAAGAAAGGAUUAACAUUCAAACUUCAUGGUUUAAAGUUGUUAAAUAUCUAAAAGUGCCUCAUCGUCGCUGGGCUUUAAGGUUUUGUUUUUACUGGCCCAAUAUCAAUUCAAUACAUUCUGUACUGGUUCUGGUCUUGUUUUGUUUUUUAAAUGAUGAAACGGACUUCAAACAGAAUAUGCUCUGGAAGAUAAUGAGAGAAAACACUUAUUUUCUCCCCAUCUGUCUCUUCUGUUGAAAUUAAACUUUGUUUGUUGUUUUGUUGUGUUUGAAGACUUUCAAACACAAAGCUUGUUUUCGUCCAACGACAAAAUGAGUUAUUCUUAAUUCAAAUGCAUGCCUUAUUUCCUUGUGAGUGUGUUUACAUGCGGAAUAACCUUGAAGUAGUUUGAAAAGUAGUUUCAUAGAAUACAGAUAAAGCUACAAAUGCCAUUUCACUUGUCAAUGUCAACAGAGACAGUAUUCUUUUAUAAUCCUUAAAUAAUAACACUUAUUAAUACUCUUUUCGGAUUGGUCCAUGACAUGCUAUGUACUUUUCUUUCCUUAAGGCAACGCAGGACGCAAAACAAUUAUUUUGAAAUCAAUAAAAAUAUUUUGCGUCA
Molecule: messenger RNA, 1921 nt
Organism: Gymnodraco acuticeps
Lineage: Eukaryota; Metazoa; Chordata; Actinopteri; Perciformes; Bathydraconidae
Gene: galt
Product: galactose-1-phosphate uridylyltransferase
Exons: 11
Coding region: 122-1240 (372 amino acids)
Biological process (GO): beta-D-galactose catabolic process via UDP-galactose, Leloir pathway
Cellular component (GO): cytoplasm
Molecular function (GO): UDP-glucose:hexose-1-phosphate uridylyltransferase activity; zinc ion binding
Source: RefSeq, a predicted model, not a curated record